Drosophila teissieri is the source of this 1447-nucleotide messenger RNA. Its product is annotated as keratin, type I cytoskeletal 10. Bases 461 to 904 code for a protein of 147 amino acids. NCBI's taxonomy places the organism in Eukaryota, Metazoa, Arthropoda, Insecta, Diptera, Drosophilidae. The record is from RefSeq and is a predicted model, not a curated record. The transcript is spliced from 2 exons.
AUAUAUUAAAAUCAUCUAGGUAGUCAGCACACACAACCGACACAUAAUACACACACACCGUUUAAACAAAGAAAAAAAAUAUAGAGGAAAAUCGAAAAAAAAAAAAAUAAUAAUCAAACGGCGAAUAAAAUCAUAACUUGUUAUUGUAUCUAGCUAGCCAAUCGAGAAAGUUGCACCAGAAUCGCGUGCGACUUGGGCGCCCAGAAGUGUAGAACACAUAUCUUAAGCUGCACCAGAGACUCAUUGGAUCGCACCGAAUAAGUACAAAAUUCGUAGGAUCAAAGUUCAAGGUGUCCAGAAUCCAGCCACGGACCAUCCGGGCCAGAAGGCCGAAGGCCAAAGGCGGCAAACUGCAACGAAUCCCGAGUACUGAGCCACUUUGACAACUGGUUCCAAUCCGAUUUCUUUUCCACUUUUGAUAGUUUUAUAUUCAGACCUUCCUAAUCGCUGCCGCUCCAGGAUGGUCAUCAAUCUGAAUCCGGCCACCUCUUCGAACGCCAAUGCCAGCGGUGGCAGCGUGGGCGGUGGCAGCGGUGGCGGCGGCACCGGCGGCGGUGGUGGUGGCGGUGGCAUAAGCAGCGCCGGCAGCCAGAGCGGCAGCAUCAUUGGCGGAAACGGAAACGGAGGCGGAAACGGUAACGGCAGUGGCAGUGGCAGUGGCAACAUUGCUGGUGGUGGUGGGGGUGGUGCAAGUGGUGGCGCCACCAGCAACCUGAUGGGCAUCAUCAGCCAUGGAGUAUUCGAGGGCACCAUCCACCUGCAUGUGGUAUGUGCGGGCGACUCGAACGCCAAGUGGAUCACCCUGGAGGAGGCGAUGGCCUACUGUCCCAGCGGCGUUGUUGCCUACACCAAACUGCAGCUGGCCGAGAUCUAUGGCGUGCCAAUGGACCUUCUGUUCGACUGAUGACAAGGCACAAGAGCACCCGAUUCCUUGUGGGACUGCUGAUGGGAGUGUACUCUCCCUCCACCUGGACGACGAUGGUUUCGAUGGAUUCUUGAUGAGCUCCGAUUGGCUGGUACUUGUAUUAUAAGCAGGACCGUGGCAGAUGGCAUUUGAACUUUGGCACUGUUGGCAAAAUCUAGGAAUUCUAGCAUCGUUUCUUCUUGAUAGACUUACCGCUCUACAAAUGAGACCAAAUUUUUAGUUCCUGGCGUUAAGCGAUUUUUGCGUAGGCAGCAAUUAGGCAACUAUUAAAGAUAGCAUAGCGCAUACCAACCAGGUGGAAAUAUCCGAAAGAUAUAUAUAUUUAUGUUCGGUUCGAUAAAAAAAAUCAAACUGCUUGAGCUUCUUUGACUAGAGGACGACAUCUACUUGCGCAUGGCUUGAGAAAAACGUGUGGUUUUUGCUCAUACGAAAUGUAAAAAAAUACCUCGAAAUAUACUUUAAAAAUCUCAAAUAAUCUGUAUAAUCAUGCAAACAAAAUAAGAACUGAGCUUUAACGAAAAA